GGCCCAUUAUUAAGCGGGUAGGGUUAGAUGGCGUUAGGAUGAGCUUCUUCUUGCUCUCCCCCCCGCCAGUUCACGUCGGGCGUUACACGCGCGGGUCGAGUUCGAUUAACCCAUAUUAAUUAGCAAUGGGUAAUGAGAAACUGAUAAGUCGGUGUCUACUUAUCGUAGUUCCCCCCCCUCCCCUCCUUGCUUACCACACCCUGCCAGCGUUCCCUCCUUUCCCCUACACACUACAUAUCUCUGCACCACACACACACACACACACACACACACACACACACACACCCCGUAGUAGCCUACGUACACCCUCAGGCUUCUACUUACGACCAUUACAACCUCCAUUGACAUUGCUCCUGGUUGAGCCAAGCCGCGCUACCUAUAUCUCUGUGCUACAUUGGGGGUACGUCGUGGGCGCUUCCCGUAACCGACGGACAGGCGCAUAUUAUCGGCUGCUGUCCGCCCGUAUAGAUAUAACAAUCGAGGCACCGGGUAUAUUACGUACAACCCCGCGCACGCACAUAUAACAUCGCACACACCCGAGAUUGCGAGGUGUUUCGAAGAAAAAGAAGGUGGGAAAGAAAAACACAGAAGCCCCUACACCAACCCCCCCCCCCCCCCCCCCCGGACCUAUUAUGGGGAGUG
Messenger RNA from Durotheca rogersii, 642 nucleotides. RefSeq lists its product as uncharacterized. The transcript has a single exon. Bases 126 to 524 code for a protein of 132 amino acids. Lineage: Eukaryota; Fungi; Ascomycota; Sordariomycetes; Xylariales; Xylariaceae. The record is from RefSeq and is a predicted model, not a curated record.